GAAAGCACACAUGGAUUGCAUUGAAAGCAAUGACACUUUGAUUGCAAUUGGAUUUGAUUGAAAUGACUGAAUAUAAUCGCAAUGAACGCUAACUAAUAUAUGUUAUAUUUGAUUGUGAUCGACAAGUGAGCUUGCUUAUAACCUAUAACAUACUGCCAGCAACUAUACCAAUGAUAUUGAUAUGAAAUAAUAUUGAGACAGCAAUGAAAACACAAUGUUUACAAAGUUUAUGUGAAAUUAGUUUGAAUAGCAAUUAGUAAAUAAUGACUGACUUGUGAUAAAUAGUGAAUAAUAUGAAGUUUGGCUCAAUAUUUGCAUUAAUUGUCUGAAAGUUUAAAACAAAUGAAAUCAUUACUAAAUAGACUUUCACUCAAAUCCUUUAACCAUUUGAUAGUUUACUUGAUUUUGCUUCAAAUGUUGGCCACAAUGACAGAGAACGUAUUGACUUCUUUGACGGCCAGAGAGGACAUCCACUUCGAGAUCGUUGAGCCCGAAAGCCUUCGCUACACAUAUAGAGCUCGUAUGGCACAGGACUUCGGCACUGAUUUCGACAAGAGGUAUUCAAACAUAAAUCUUGUGAUCGUUGAGCCAAACGACUCGUGCACUUCAGUAGUCAAUAGAUUUGAGUUAUUCCGCAACAUUGGACUCAUCGAAAGGGGCGGCUGUUCAUUUCUGGACAAAUGCAUUGUCGCCGAAAAGAGCGAAAUGAUUGGAGUAAUCAUAUACGACAACAACGACCACAACGAUGACCUCUACAUCGAGAUGGUGGCCGACACCUCUUCGCGCAACUGUUCCAUUCCGGCCGCCUUUCUCUUGGGAAAAGACGGGCAUAUGAUUAGACGGGCAUUGGAUGCGUUGCGUCUGAAUCGAGCCGUCGUUAAUAUUCCCAUUAAUAUUAGUCACUUGCCAUCGAAGAUACGACAGCCUCCUUGGGUUGUCUGGUAAUCAUCACUCAUCACAUCCAACAUAUUUAUCGAAUUAUUUUAUUUAUAUUCUAAUCUAC
Oppiella nova is the source of this 1003-nucleotide messenger RNA. The record is from the annotation of a GenBank genome assembly. Lineage: Eukaryota; Metazoa; Arthropoda; Arachnida; Sarcoptiformes; Oppiidae.